Molecule: messenger RNA, 3659 nt
Organism: Prunus persica (peach)
Lineage: Eukaryota; Viridiplantae; Streptophyta; Magnoliopsida; Rosales; Rosaceae
Product: receptor protein kinase TMK1
Exons: 2
Coding region: 439-3264 (941 amino acids)
Biological process (GO): protein phosphorylation
Molecular function (GO): ATP binding; protein kinase activity; protein binding
Source: RefSeq, a predicted model, not a curated record
AAUAUCUCCAUAUAUUUAUACAAUAUACAUAUAUAUUCCGGUACUCAGAAGGAAAAGAGAAAAAGGAAAGAAGAAAACACCACACGUAAAUCGUUGUUAAUGCCAACUAUUUCUCUCUGUUUCCAAACGCCAUAACGUUAAUCAAAAUAUCAUUCAUUCAAACAACCCCUUGCCUGCACCACAAUUAAACCAAUAACACCUUUUCGUCUUUCUUUUUGGUUUUUCCCAAUUCAACGCCCUCAAUCACCGCCGUUUCUUCUCCCUUUUCCUCUCACUAAUUCUCCAAAUCAUUCGACGCCAACAUUGUUAAAACACAACCCAUAAACCCUAGAGGAUUAUACACCUUUUUCUUUUUUCUGGCUUCUCUUUCUUUGUUAUCGCACUCUGUUUUUUUUUCCCUUUCCUCCACUUUCUCGCGGGUUUUUUUUUCUGGAAAACAUGAGGGAACCCCAUCUGGGUUUCUGGGGUUCUUUCCUUGUUCUGCUCCUUUUGUUCCCCCUGUACGCGCCAGUGCAGUCCCAGUCGGGUCCCGACGGAGUAGCUAUGGAAGCUCUGCGCAAAAGCAUCGGCCCAAACAGUCUGGGAUGGUCCGGCUCCGAUUACUGUAAAUGGAGCAAAGUGAGUUGCAAAAACGACAACAAGGUCUUCAAGAUCCAAAUAGGGAACCAAAAACUCACCGGCUCACUUCCAACGGAACUCCAAAAGCUCGCAUAUUUGCAACAAUUGGAAGUUCAGUCCAACGAACUCACCGGGCCCUUCCCAAGCCUUUCUGGGCUGACUUCGCUUCAGGUCCUUAUCGCCCACAACAACAACUUCAGUUCCUUCCCCCCAGAUUUCUUCGUCGGACUCACUAACCUCUACAGCAUCGACAUCGACUACAACCCCUUCUCGGCGUGGCAGAUUCCGGGCACUAUCACAAACGCCACGGUGCUGAAGCAUUUCUCCGCCACUAGCGCCAACAUCACUGGUAAAAUCCCCGACUUUUUUACCGGCACCAAUUUCCCAAGUUUGAUUGAUUUGCACAUGUCUUUCAAUUACCUUGAAGGCGAAUUGCCCGCCAGUUUUUCCGGUUCUAUGAUUCAGUCUCUUUGGUUGAAUGGUCAACAGGGUACCAAUAAGCUUAAUGGUACCAUUGAUGUGUUACAGAAUAUGACUAACUUGCAUGAUGUUUGGUUACAUGGUAAUUCCUUCACGGGUCCUAUACCGGACUUUUCAAAAUUGAGUAACUUAGCCGCUUUGAGUUUGAGGGAUAACAAGUUCACGGGCGUUGUUCCCGCGUCUUUGGUGAAUCUUAAUUCCCUUACUGCCGUCAAUUUGACCAACAAUAUGCUUCAAGGACCCAUGCCCAAGUUUGGAGAUGGUGUUAAGGUGGAUAUCACUGGGCUUAAUAGCUUUUGCAAUGAUAAACCUGGUUCUGAUUGUGAUCCCCGUGUCAAUAUAUUGCUUUCCAUCGUCAAAGACAUGGGUUACCCUACAACUUUUGCAGAAAAUUGGAAAAAGAAUGAUCCUUGUGAUAAUUGGAAGGGGAUUACCUGUAAUGGACGAAACGUUACUGUUAUCAAUUUUCCGAACCUGGGGCUUGCAGGCACGAUUUCUUCAAAUUUUUCUCUGCUUACUUCGUUGCGAACAUUGAGACUUGAUAGUAAUCAUCUCACCGGUACCAUACCAAAGGAGCUUACGCAACUGCCUGACCUUCAAGAAAUAGAUCUCAGGAAUAAUCAACUUUAUGGUAAAAUACCGGCUUUUAAAAGUAAUGUGAUUGUGAAAACAGAGGGGAACCCUGAUAUUGGUAAGGAUCAUAUUUCGCCAAACACGCCUCCGGGUCCUAAUCCUACACCUGGCCCACCGUCAGAUGGUGCAGGUAAGAAAUCUAGGACUGCGGUGGUUGUCGGGGCUGUCAUUGGAAGUGUUGGUGGAUUGGUUGUACUUGGGUUUGUUGCUUUCUGUCUGCUUAAGAGAAAACAUAAGCAUUCUUCUGGCAGAGUGCAAAGUCCAAACACAUUGGUAAUUCAUCCUCGUCACUCUGGUGAUCAAGAUGCAGUGAAGGUCACAGUUGCUAGCUCUAGGGUUAAUGGCGGUGGAAAUGAGUACUAUAAUAGUCCCACAAGUAGUGGACCUAAUGACAUUCAUGUGGUUGAGGCUGGAAAUAUGGUAAUUUCCAUCCAAGUUUUGCGGAAUGUGACCAAUAAUUUCAGCGAAGAUAAUAUAUUGGGAAAAGGAGGGUUUGGAACUGUGUACAAAGGAGAAUUGCAUGAUGGGACGAAGAUUGCAGUGAAGAGGAUGGAAUCUGGUGUGGUGGCUGGGAAGGGUCUAAAUGAGUUCAAGUCAGAGAUUGCAGUUCUUACUAAGGUCCGACAUCGCCACUUGGUUGGACUUCUUGGCUAUUGUUUGGAUGGAAACGAGAGGCUUCUUGUCUAUGAAUACAUGCCUCAAGGAACUCUUAGUCAACAUUUGUUUAACUGGAAAGAGGACGGGCUGAAGCCACUUGAAUGGACAAGAAGGCUGACCAUUGCCUUGGAUGUUGCAAGAGGGGUUGAGUACCUACACGGUUUGGCCAACCAGACUUUCAUUCAUAGGGAUCUUAAACCUUCAAACAUUUUACUUGGAGAUGAUAUGCGUGCUAAGGUGUCGGACUUUGGACUAGUUCGUCUUGCUCCAGAAGGGAAAGCCUCAAUUGAGACGAGACUAGCUGGAACUUUUGGCUAUUUGGCUCCAGAAUAUGCUGCAACUGGACGGAUGACACUCAAGGUAGAUGUGUAUAGCUUCGGAGUGAUCUUAAUGGAGCUGAUCACAGGUAGAAAAGCAAUUGAUGAAAGCCAGCCUGAGGAGAGCUUGCACCUAGUCACAUGGUUCCGUAGAAUGCUGAUUAACAAGGAUGCACUCCGCAAGGCCAUCGAUCCAACAAUUGAUAUUAGUGAGGAAACCCUUUCUAGUAUUAGCACGGUUGCUGAGCUUGCUGGGCAUUGCACCGCAAGGGAGUCCUACCAGAGGCCUGACAUGGGUCAUGCAGUCAAUGUACUUUCGUCCCUUGUUGAGCAUUGGAAACCAUCUGAACCUGAAGAUUAUGAUGAUAUGUAUGGAAUUGACCUCGAAAUGACCCUGCCACAAGCACUAAAGAAGUGGCAGGCUUUUGAGGGUAAUAGCAACCUUGAUGAAUCUUCUUCAUCUUCAUCGUUCUUUGCCAGCGGCGAUAAUACCCAAACCAGCAUACCUACUCGCCCAUCUGGAUUUGCAGAUUCGUUUACAUCAGCUGAUGGGAGGUAAAGGUAGAGAAAAGAAGUUGAGUUACAUUGAAGGUUCCAAGUGGUUGUAGUGCACUGUUUAUUCCUUCACCAUUGUGCUUCAUGUUUGCUCUUCUUGUAAGGCUUGUGCUUAUUUUUCCCGAUCUGACAGGGGAUAUAUAUAUUUUUUGCUCUUUUUUUUAUUUUUUAUUUUAUUUUUAUGUUGAGAUUAGUUUAAAUUUCUGGUACUUAAGAAAUUGUGGAGAUUAUUAGUAGAGACAGAAGAGAAAUAUUGAAAAGAAAGAGUAUCUUUAGUGCUCAUACUUCUCGUUGGGCUUGGUGGUUUAGUUUAUAUUUGUUACAUUUACAUAUGUGUGUAUUCUAAAAUAUCGAUAAUAUCGACGAAAUAUGGAGGAUGUUAUUGUUUUUUUGGGUCAA